UUCUUUCUCUACCCAAGGAGGAGGAAUUGAAGGCAGAGACAGAGGGAGAGUGGGUCAUCGAUCUUGCAAUGGACAUGGCCGGCGGAGACAUUGGUGCCUCCGGUCAGCUGCUGCUAGAACUCGUUCACGAUGUCGGGCGUAUCAAUGGUUUUGGAGACGUUUACAGGCGAGAGUGCACCGAUUUCAGCCGGAGAAUUGGGGUUCUCUCUCAGUUGUUUGAGGAUAUCAGGGAUUUCAAGGGUGAUAACAAUGCCCAUCGCUUUACUUCCACAUCGUCUCCUUGUUCUUCUUGCUUGCAAGAUCUGCUGGGAGUGCUUCGUGCAGCUAAGCGGCUCCUUCUCGUUGCACGAAAUUAUGAUUCCAAAACCUCUCCUGAUCUAGCUCGCAAGAAAGUCACCUUCCAGUUCCAAUGUAUAACAUGGAAGUUGGAGAGAGCAUUGGGUAACAUACCAUAUGAUCAAUUCAAUAUAUCCGAGGAAGCUCAGGAACAAGUUGAAUUGGUUCGAUCACAGUUGAGAAGAGUAGCAAAAAAGAACGGAUCUCUGAAUUCAAAAAUUGUUUCUCGUACCUUAUCUGAGUCACUUGACAAAACGAAUAUGCCAGAUUUAGCUAACAGAGUAAUUGGAAGCUUGUAUGUUGAGAACUUAGGUAAUGUUGAUCAUGAAUCUCAAGCAGUGAUGGACAUUGCUCCUAAAGUUACUGAUAAGAUGGGGCAUAAUAUGGAACAGAUGAUACAUGAACUAGAGAGACCACAUAGCCUCUCUGCGUCUUCUGAGGCCUACAUAUUAAACAAAGCUGACUUAAACAACAAAGAUGACAUGGCUGGCAAGAGUUCAGAGGAAAGUAAAAAGCAUGAUUCCGUCGUUAUUCCUGAUGAUUUCCUCUGCCCUAUAUCUCUUGAAUUGAUGAGAGAUCCUGUAAUUGUGACCACCGGCCAGACUUAUGAGAGGUCAUAUAUACAGAGAUGGAUAAACUGUGGCAACAGAACAUGCCCAAAAACUCAGCAGAAGCUUCAGAAUUUGACACUAACCCCAAAUUAUGUGUUAAGAAGUCUAAUUACACAUUGGUGUGUAAAGAACAAUGUUGAGUUGCCAAUGGGACUAGUUAACAGUAGGAUUAGAAAGAAUGAUGGACCAUUUCAAGAUGUUAGUGGGGACAUAGAAGCCAUCAAUGCUCUGGUUCAUAAGCUUUCCAGUCAGUCCAUGGAGGACCAAAGAAGUGCCGCAGCUGCAAUCCGAUCACUCUCCAAAACAAGCACAGAUAAUAGGAUACUGAUAGCAGAAGCUGGUGCUAUUCCAAUUCUGGUCAAGCUGUUAACCACAGAUGAUGUGAGAACACAAGAGAAUGUGGUGACUUGCAUACUCAACCUCUCUAUUUAUGUGAAUAAUAAACCACUCAUAAUGCUAGCAGGUGCAGUUCCCUCAAUUAUCCAAAUCCUCAGGAUGGGAAGCAAGGAAGCCAAAGAGAAUGCAGCGGCAACCCUUUUUAGCUUGUCUCUUGUAAAUGAGAACAAGAUAAUAAUUGGGGAAUCUGGGGGAAUAGCAGCUUUAAUAGGGUUGCUUCAAAACGGAAGCUCAAGAGGGAAGAAAGAUGCCGCAACUGCUCUAUUCUACUUGUGCCUUUAUCAGGGUAACAAAGGUCGGGCAGUGAGGAGUGGGAUCCUUUUGCCAUUGAAGCAGAUGCUCAUAGAAUCCAGCAGCUGCAUGGUUGGUGAAGCUCUGUCAAUAUUGUCAGUUCUUGUCAGUCACCAAGACUGUAAGGUUGCCAUAGCAAAGGCCACGAUCAUUCCUGCCUUGAUAGACCUGUUGAGGACAGGCUUGUCCCGCAACAAGGAGAAUGCUGCAGCCAUUCUACAUUCUUUGUGCAAGAAAAAUGCUGAGAACCUUGAAUGUAUUGCAAGGCUUGGUGCUUUUAUACCCUUGGGCAACCUGGCUAAUAGUGGCACAGAUAGAGCCAAGCGCAAGGCUUCUUCACUGUUGGAGCAUCUUCAAAAGUCGCAGAUGCUGUAAGGGUGCCGUAGCACCAGAAGGAUUCAAUUCAUCUUGUUACAUUCCAACCAUUGGAAAUUACUUUGACACUGGAUCAUUUUUCGGGUGUGAAAACUGUUGAAACUAACAAAAGAUGGCUUAGACUGGCACAGAUAGGGUCAAGCACAAGGCUUCUUCACUGUUGGAGCAUCUUCAAAAGUUGCAGAUGCUGUAAUAGUGUAGUAGCACUGGAAGGAUUCAAUUCAUCUUUUUGCAUUCCUACCAUGGGAAAU
This is a messenger RNA of Telopea speciosissima, 2260 nucleotides long. RefSeq names its product U-box domain-containing protein 11-like. The coding region runs from base 69 to 2009 and encodes 646 amino acids. Gene Ontology annotation, cellular component: nucleus; cytoplasm. Gene Ontology annotation, biological process: protein ubiquitination. Gene Ontology annotation, molecular function: protein binding; ubiquitin-protein transferase activity. The record is from RefSeq and is a predicted model, not a curated record. The transcript is spliced from 4 exons. Lineage: Eukaryota; Viridiplantae; Streptophyta; Magnoliopsida; Proteales; Proteaceae.